Messenger RNA from Doryrhamphus excisus (bluestripe pipefish), 2649 nucleotides. It is a transcript of the gene lzts2b, whose product is annotated as leucine zipper, putative tumor suppressor 2b. NCBI's taxonomy places the organism in Eukaryota, Metazoa, Chordata, Actinopteri, Syngnathiformes, Syngnathidae. Gene Ontology annotation, biological process: negative regulation of canonical Wnt signaling pathway. The record is from RefSeq and is a predicted model, not a curated record.
GCUUGCUGGUCUUAAAUAUACUCGUCUCGUAGUAGUCGUCUGUGCUGCCGUAGCCCAGUGUCGAUCACGAAACGACAUUCCUGUAAACAUUUUUUUAAAAGUCCGCAUAACUUUUGUCAUAAAGGUUUUUCUUUUCAUAUUUCAACAGGACCGAGAAUCAAGUCCCAAGCAGACUUUCCGGAACACAGCAGCUGUCCCAGACGGUCCAUGAGCGAGUGAGCCCACCUUGCAGCCAGCAUGGCGCUGGUUGUUCCCGUCUCCGCCGAGCCCCGUGACCCGGGCCACCGCGCCCGAUCGCGCAGGCGACACCGCUCAGGCCCCUCGCCUCCGAUUGCCCCUCUAGACCGCGUGGGUUCGCUCGGCAGCCUGGCGGCGGCACAUCCGGGCCCCUUUCGGGACCUGGGAGCACCGGCGUCUCCUCUGGAACACUUCGGUAGUCCUCCAUCCAACGGGGCGUCCAGCAAGGGGAAGUGGGACUACGUCGAUGACUGGACCGACGUCCACGCCUCCAGCCCAACGAACUACCAAGACGGGACGAAGGAAGGCUUGAACGGGAAUCUGGGAGGGCCACCGCCACGACUCGUACCCGUGUCAGGAAAACUGGAAAAGACGAUGGAGAAAACGGUUCUGCGUCCCACCGCCUUCAAACCCGUCGUCCCCAAGAGCCGCACUCCCAUGCGCUACCUCUCCCCCCGCCACGGCGCCAGCGGACCGGAUAGCCAAAGCAACGUGAACCUGCUCAGCCCCGCCCACCGGGAGCUGUCACCUUCCGGCUCCGAGAAGCGCAGCUCGUACAGCGCAGGACGAAACGGCGGAAGCGGCAGCGGCAGCCAUUCCUGCUCGCUGUCUGACUCGGGCCGCAACUCGCUCUCCAGCCUGCCACCGUACGGCGGCCCGGCGACGGGAGAGGCAGCGGCGGCAGGUCACCCGGAGGCGACCAAGAGCGCCCCGUCUGUCAACGCGCACGGGCACUCGAACUCGGACAGCGGGCGCUCAUCCUCCAGCAAGAGCAGCGGGUCCAUGAGCGGGCGAGGUCAACCGCUGUCUGACUGCGGGUCCGGCGGGCGCUCCCCGGGUCCGGUCGAGGGCUACGAGGGCGUGGUGAGGGACCUGGAGGACAAACUCAGGGAGCGAGAGGAGGAGCUCCAGCAGCUCAGAGAAAACCUGGACGAGAACGAGGCCGCCAUUUGUCAGGUCUACGAGGAGAAGCAGAAGCGUUUCGAGCUGGAGCUGGAGGAGCUGAGGCAGAGCUGCGCCACCAGGAUGCAGACGGCCUCUCAGAAGGCCCAGCGAGCCCAGCAGGUGCUUCAGAUGCAGAUACAUCAGCUCCAGCAGGAAAAGAAGAAGCUUCAGGAGGACUUUGGCCAGCUCCUGAAGGAACGGGAGCAUCUGGAGGAGCGCUGCACCUCCUACGAGCAUGAGAAGAUCCAGCUUGGACCUCGACUGGAGGAGAGCAAAUGGGAGGUGUGCCAGAAGUCAGGAGAGAUCUCCUUGUUGAAGCAGCAGCUGAAGGAGGUCCAGGGGGAGCUGGCGCAGCGCGUUGGGGAGAUCGUGUCACUGCGGGGCCAGCUCCGUGAGACUCGUGGCGAGCUGACCAACACGCAGGCCCUGUUGCAGGACGCCGGCGGUGCCGCCCGCACGCGCAGCAUGGAGCUGGAGGUGUGCGAGAACGAGCUCCAGCGCCGCAAGAGCGAGGCCGAGCUGCUCCGGGAGAAGGCGGCACGCCUGGAGGGAGACUUGGCGCACCUCCGAGACACCCUCGCCGCUCAGGGAGCGGGAAGUAGACAAUGUCAGGUGUUCCAGGAGCACCAGGACGGCGAGCAGAGUUUAUCGGAGCGCUUGAGAGCCGAGCUGGCAUUGGAGCACCAGCACGCCGAGCAGCAAGCCAGCAGCUUCGAGGAGGAGCGCAGGAUAUGGCAGGAGGAGAAGGACAAGGUGGUCCGCUACCAGAAGGAGCUGCAGCACAACUACGUCAACAUGUACCGCAGGAACCGCGAGCUGGAGCAGAUGCUGGGGGAGCUCAGCCGGGAGCUGGAGAACAGAGACGACGACGACGGCAGCGGGAACGAGAUCAUUUUUGACGACGUCGCCGCCACUGAAAUAUGACUCGCUGUUUUUAUCAGUCACACGUCACAAUCUUCCUGUUUGUCAUCCGCCUCCUCCUGCUCCCACGAGGUCUCCACACUCCCACCCGCUCUGUGGCCGCCAUCGGCGCCCGGCCCACGCUGCCUGCACGUAAAUGUAGCCCACGUGACUCAGCCAGUUGUUGCAGAAGAUGACAUCAGUGUUUAUCAGUUUAUCAUGCGGCCUGCAUGGAAGAAAAAAAAAAACAGCAAACGAUCACCGUGAUGCAAAAAAAUUGUGUUGCCUUAAAGGGCCGCCUCCACCGCGGCGCCAUCUUGUAACGCUGACAAACUGCCGCAGUCAAUCCACCUGCUUUCUUUGAAUACUUGAAGAAUAGAAAUACUUCACGAUGGCUCAUCUUCCACGCGUACAAUCACCAGGACAGGAAGAGGAAGACUUUGUUUUCUGAUUGCUGUAAAUAAAUAAGUCAUAGAGCCACUGUGAAUAGACCAAAGAAAUGUUUUUAUGUUGUUUUGUUCCGCUUUCUUUAUUUUCACUCUGUUUUUAUUAAAGGUUACAUGUGAA